Messenger RNA from Aspergillus nidulans FGSC A4, 1899 nucleotides. Its product is annotated as lipid-binding SYLF domain-containing protein. The transcript has a single exon. The record is from RefSeq and is a predicted model, not a curated record. NCBI's taxonomy places the organism in Eukaryota, Fungi, Ascomycota, Eurotiomycetes, Eurotiales, Aspergillaceae. Bases 1 to 1815 code for a protein of 604 amino acids.
AUGGCUCCCUCGUUCUGGGAGAGAACAAAAGGGACAUCAAAAAAGGGCUUUGAUAAAGCAUGGCACGCGUUGGACAAGCUGGGAGAUCCCGUUAACCGGUUGUCGAACCGUGUCGGUGCCGAAGCUUUCUGGCCCAUGACUAUUGACAGAGAAAGCGACAAGGCCGCGCGAAUCCUGCGCAGCUUCUGCAAAGAUGGUUUCUAUGCCGAGGCAGAGUCUGAUCGACAGAGUUCUGAGAACAGUAUCAACAAGGAAACGGGCAAGAUUGAUAAACCUAAAGGCAAGCAACGGGUGCUGAAGAAAAUCCCUACGAAGGUCAUCCAGCAGGCCAAGGGCCUAGCAAUCUUCACAACAAUGCGCACCGGUCUCUGGCUGAGUGGCUCUGGUGGCAGCGGUGUUCUCUUAGCCCGGAUCCCGGAAACAGGCGAAUGGAGUCCCCCAUCCGGUAUUAUGCUGCACACUGCGGGUAUAGGGUUUCUCGCUGGUAUCGAUAUUUACGACUGUGUGGUCGUGAUAAACACGUACGAAGCUCUAGAGGCUUUUAAAAAAGUUCGUUGUACGUUGGGCGGAGAAGUCAGUGCUUCAGCGGGCCCAGUUGGAAUGGGAGGCGUGCUCGAGUCGGAAGUCCACAAGAGACAGGCUCCCAUUUGGACCUACAUGAAGAGUCGAGGGCUGUAUGCUGGUGUUCAGGUGGACGGCACAAUAAUCAUUGAGCGUACAGAUGAGAACGAGCGAUUCUAUGGGGAACGCAUUUCCGUGACUGAUAUCCUGGCCGGUAAAGCCAGACACCCACCUGCGUCGAUCGAACCUCUCCUUCAGACAAUAAAGUCAGCGCAAGGCGACCGGGACGUGAAGGAGGAGCUAAUCCCACCUCCAGGCGAGACGCCAGGUGAUGUCGAUCUCGAUCACUCUGUGCCGUUUGGUGUCCCAGAUCCUGAGGACCCCGAUCCAUUCGGGGUCAAGGCUUUGGAGGCAGAAGGUCUGUUCAUUCGCGAAGCCGGCUCGAAAGCCCGGCCAAGUCAUGACGCCUUUGAAUUCAGGCCGAACCCAGGAAGCCCCGUCUACGCAUCCUUCCGGCGAAGUAUGGAGAGUUCGCGGCGUAACAGCUGGCGAACCAGUGUUCAAAGUUAUGCAAGUGCUGAUAAGGGCACACAGACGUUGGACGAACCCUUGACUGCCCCGACGUCCAUCAGCCGUGCGUCGUCACGGAGUAACCGUGACUUUUCUGAACCCAAGACGUCUCUGACUGAUAAUGAGGAGGCUCGCUGGGAUACGGUGAUCCCUGAGCAUCAUGAAACCAGUCCCCCCGGGCAGGCCGAAGGUAUGCUGGACAAGUUCAUCAACGAUGAGGACCUCGAGGUACACGAGGUUAGUAGUGCCAGGAUCUCGAAGCGCGAUAGUUCUACCAGCUCCAAUGUGCCCCUAUCUGUGGAGGUUCCGACAGCGCCUGUGGAGGUUAAACGCCAGUCGCCAACUUUCACCCGUGCUCGCCUCGUAACUAUUCCUAAAAGACAGCCUCCGUCUCUUCCACCACGGAACCCUCAACGAGCGUCGACUGCGUCGACAGCUACCCCGGUUUCUCCCAACCCAUAUGCAUCAUCCGACGACAACCGUUCCGUGACCUCUGUUUCUACCCAUGCCUCUACGAGCGGACCCGCCACUUCCACUGACAACACGAAGAAAGGCUCGAGUGCGGACGCGUCGCCUAUCGACGCGACCUCGGAGUCAAACAAAGCAUCGUCGCUCAGAGACGACGAUUUCCACUCUGUAUCCAGUGUCAAGUCAACAGAUCCCGGUGCCGGAAAACGGCCUUAAUGUGCAGCAUGAGGCUUCCAGCCCGAACAUCCGAAAUGUCGCUACCGACCUUUCUUCCGUUGGCGAAACCACUACCGAGAUCGA